This is a messenger RNA of Drosophila takahashii, 3832 nucleotides long. RefSeq lists its product as uncharacterized. NCBI's taxonomy places the organism in Eukaryota, Metazoa, Arthropoda, Insecta, Diptera, Drosophilidae. The record is from RefSeq and is a predicted model, not a curated record.
AUGUCAUUUACGGUGACGAACCGGAGUUUAAUCCGAUUUGAGAGCGCCAAGGAGGAGGAUGAAUGGAAGCGGACAUUAAUGUUUUUCAAUGUCGAUAUUUCGGGGGGAGUGUGCUGCGACCACCGAAACGAGAUUACCGCGCCAAGGACCUCGGACUGCAAUGGAAAGCGACGAACUCCCGGCGGAGGAUUGAGCAAUCCAAUUACGGAGAGUGCGAUGUCAUUUGGGGCACCAAAUAAAUUCUAUGCUCACGGACACGGUGAUUUUGAUCAUGGGAAUUAUAAGCGACGGACUCCUGGCCGGCGGAGAGAUAACUCUGCCUAUUCCGACAGUCCUCGUCACUUUCAUUAUAGAAUGAUUAAACCAGGACGUGGUCGUGUCGAAACAGGCUUAGUUUCUCCAUCCCCAUCGGUCGAUUCUGUGGACUAUUUCGGCAAUAUCAGGAGCUGUAACUACAAUCCAGACUUUGAAACUGAAAGGGAGUACGAACAUUAUUAUCCAGAUGAAGCAUAUAAGGCAGAGAAAUACGAUUACGAAAAAAGAAAUUCCGAAUCCAGAUAUGAAAGUCCUUGUGAUUACAAUUCGAAUGCUCGGAGUUCAACACGGAGACACUGUGAAGUACCUCGCACACUUCAUGAAAGAUAUUAUCUUUACGAUAAAGAGCCCACAGAGGAAGAUUACAAUCGAGCUUAUAGAGAAACUCUUUCACGUGAUUUACGAACGAUUACUGAUCGACCGAAAAGAAAUGGCGAGUAUAGACAAACUUCGGGAUAUAUGCCACCGGAAUAUGCUUCAAAUUAUCAUACCCAUAACUACAAGGAACAUGAAAAGGAUAAUGAUUAUGAGGAAUCCUAUGACCUAGAACCAAACUACGAGGAGCAUUACGACGAUCAGUCUGAUGAAAACUACCAAAAACAGUAUGAAGAAUUACUCGAUUACGAUCAACGAGAGUAUAAUGAACCCAUCCGCAGGUCACUUCAUCCAACCCAAUUUUCAAAACCCCAACAAAAGUAUUACAAAGUCAAGUCUUCUUCAAAUAAGGACAUUACCGACCCUUCGAACUACCCUACAAAAAUAUACAAAGCUGAAAGAGAGUAUAAAUUCAAAGAUUAUAAGAAACCUGAAGAUCGCCAAUCAAGAUAUAAAAGACGUAAACGAUAUUACCAGCCAGAGGAAAUGCCACAUAGAAAAAGUUGCAAUCAUUUUAAAGAGACUAGAGAGGCUCCCAUAAAAUACGACAGAAUAUCAAAAGAUAUUUUACGCCUAGCUCCGCCAAAAAAAUAUCAGCAAAACACCAAAAAAUAUAAAUUUAAUGAAGAAGUUUCGGAAAGAAAUAACCACAAUAAGAUCGAUCACGAUAUGCAAAGAUUGGAAGGAAACUUUAGGACAGUACCUCCUCGAUAUUUUGAUAAGUCAUACAGAGAAUAUGAUAAUCACAAAACUAGGAGACAUCGAAAAUCCAUGGCGGAUCGAAAAAAGUCUGUUGAGUUUGUUCGUUUAACAGACUGUAACGACGGCACCGAAAUUCCGCAUAGAAUUCGUGAAAGCAGCCAAACCCCAUCGUCACUAUUUUUCACCAUUGAGAUACCCUAUAAAAAGAAGGAACGGAAGUAUAACUAUCCCCAAAAAAGUGAAUAUGUCCCAAAAAGAUCGGAUUCAGGUUGUGAAACUUUUGCACGAAUUUUUAACUCUGCUCCUAAGACAUUUAAACCGCGAACAUCCCUUUAUGAUAUUGUCAAGGAUCGGAAACGAAAAACCAUGAAGCAAAAAAUAUCGGGAUUCUUGAAAAAAUCUAGAAUAUGUUUGACGCGAUCAAAUAUUUUUGGAAGCAAAUCCAAAGUACUAAGAAACUAUAAGCCAGUACAACGUCGCCUAAACUGUGCUCACAUAGAUUGUGGAAAUAAUAAAAGCCCCGAUUAUAUUAUAAGCUCACCAAAAACAAGUAACCACUCCUUGGAGUCUCAAAAUAAGAGAGUUCCUAUUCCCAGCCCGUCUUUAGGAAAUGCAUCCCAAAGAUACUGUGCAAGGAGGGGAAAGGGAUGUCAUUAUCCCACUGUUUACAGGGGAAAAGGCAAGCAGCUCGCUGAAAAUGAUGAUGAGAUCUACCAUGAGUACUCCAUGUACAAUGUUUUGAGUACAACCAACCACAGAUCGAAGGUAAAUAAUGACCACUGCGAUAAAGGAUUAAGUAAACGAAAUAGUCAAUAUUUCAGACCCAAUGCUGAUCUGCGUACGAAGAGUUCGAAGAAAGUAUACAAUCGCGUAUCCAGCGGAAAUUGCAGUCUUUAUAGUGGGGAUGAAGGUGAAGAUUCCAUCGAAACAAGUGAAAUAAAUGUCUGCCUUACAAUCCGGGCCACAGAUGUGAGUUUGACUGGCAGUCCGAGGAUUGUAUCAUCCAAGGUCGUGAGAGACCAUGGGUUAUCCUGUAACAACCACAUCAGCAAUACCAUAGACCUUCCAAGACCUCCAAACCUUUCGGUAUCGAGGCAAUUUAGUGGUACCACAAUAUGUGGCAGCGAUUCGAGCGCUAGUCAGGAAAACCGAUUCAAAAAUGUUCGGUUUUCUCCGCCGCCCUCUGUUCACAGCAGUGGUUCCUCUACGACAAACAGUUCCAAAAGCAGUUCCUCAAGAACUGAAAGACCUAAGGAGUUUAGCAAUAGGAAGAGCAUUGAAGCGUGCUCAAAACCACCAACUCUUAUCAGCGGUAGAUCUUCGCAAAAACUUUUUCCCCGGCAACGAAUCAGCACCAAUUGGAGCCUGACGCGUCAUUCGAAGACUUGUAACUCUCCACACGAAUUCAGCAACAGCUGGACCCCCGAUAGGUUAGAAAACAAUUGUUCAAGACCUUCCCGACCUGGUUUGUGCCAGUCAAAUACUAUCGAAAAGUGUUCCAAACCACCUACUCUCUUUCAGAGUGAUAUAAACAAAAGGUCAAGCUUGAAAGGUGUAAAUAACAACCUCGAAAGAACAGCACCAAAAAAGGUAAUCUUGAAAACAAAUAGCUCGAAUAGUUUGGUAAGUGGUUCGGUAAGCGGUUCCGGCAGUAGUAUUAAAUCGCUUUGCUCAUGCGGAAAACGGGAAUCUCAUAAUUUCCCCAAAAGUGAAUGCCACAGAUGCCAGAGUCACAAUUUUCAAUUUGAUGAAGAUAGAAAAAUUAAAGUCAGCCCGAGAAGAACUAAAAGUUGGCCAAGCCAAAGUCCCCGAAGCUUUCCAGCAGCUCCGAUCCAAAAAUCUUUUCCGAAGCCCGAAUCUGCUCUCAAAGUCCCGUCUAAAAGUUCCGAAUCGACAAUAAGUAAACGCAGUUCCAGUAGUUUCAGGAAUAAUAUCCAAGUCCCAACCAACAUGCAGCUGGUUCGCUAUCCUGAUCCCAUUCCAACAAGCUCAGGUGAACCUCAGAGUGAAUAUGCCACCAGUUUCACAGCUAUGCCAAGUCAGGAUUUAACAGAAUCCAGUGUUCGCGGGGAUCUAUGUUGCCCCAAGUUGAUAGAAGACUGGGAUAAAGAGUCCCUUUGCCGGAGAAGCAUUGUGGAGGAAUUGAAACGGGAGUUGUUGCAGAGCUUCAAAACCGAUCAGCAAAUGGAGACUCAGGCGCCUUUUCUUCAACCCACUCCGCACAUUAUGAUAUUUCCCUGUGUUCCCGAUGCCAUGAUCCAGUCUAAUCCAAACCUAAAUCCAACUUUAUUCCGUAGACCCGAAUCUGUAGUCUGCUGGACACCUUGCUCUAAGCCACAGAAUCCUUUCUUAAGUUCAAGUAGCUUUGCUUAAAAUAUAGUUUCUGACUGGACUGUGUCUUAGAGCUAAUAUACAGCAUAUCUACAGAAAGUUUAAGGAC